UUUGAAAAAGAAGUUCGAAAAGGUGUCGAUCCUGGAUUAGUAGAAAAAGUUCAAGGAAAUAUAUUUCGUACAAGAGUUUAUCCAAUACAACCUGGUGGCAAACGAAUAGUACGUGUCAUUUAUCAAGAUCAAGCACAAAUUGAAAAUGAUCAUUUUCUCUUUCAUAUUCCUAUCUAUUUUACUAAUAUUCUCGAAAAUUUGGAUAUUUCAUUGAUUUGUGCACAUACAUCAAAUCAUCGUCAACCAGAAUUUCUUCCAAAUAUUAAAUUUAAUCAACCUUUUAUCAAUUUAAAUGGCAAAUAUUAUUCUGAACUUCAUCUUGUCAAUGUUGAACCAUCGCAAGAUGAACAAUCUAUUACAUACAUGUUAAGAACUUUAGUAGCAGAACAAGUUAUGUAUGGCGUAGAAAUUGAUCCUGAUGAUCAUAGUCAAGCCUAUUUUGCUCUAUGUUAUAUGCCACCAUUUCCACAAUACAAUAAAAUCAUAACUACUAAUCAACAAACAAUAUCUAUUUGUAUACUAUGGGAUGCUAGUUUAAGUCGAGCAAAUAUUGAAAAUCGUAAUCAUGAAAUAAAUAUACUCAAGAAUAUGUUAGAUAUUUGGCAAUCAAAUGAUAUUAAUGUAAAUAUAACUGUAAUUAUAUUUCGAAAUGUACUUGAAGAACCAAAUACAUUUCAAUUAUAUGAUAAAAAUUAUUGGUCAAAACUCAAUCAAUUAUUAACUAAUCUAUCCUAUGAUGGUGCAACAAAUCUAUUUCAAUUAGCUACAAUUUCAACUAGUAUACCAAAUGUUACACACUACUUUUUAUUUAGUGAUUGUCUUUCGACAAUAGGUAAUGAUGAUCCAACAUUGUUGAGUCAAUUGACAACUAAACCAAUAUGGAUAUUUAAUGCAAAUAGUGAAUAUGAACCGACAAAUUUUUCAUUGAUUAACUAUUUAACUAAUAUCAGUGGUGGUAAUUAUAUUUCACGUGAUAAAAUUAUGGCUCAAAAUAGUGCAAAAAUUAUUGUUGAAUUGAUUGAUAAACCACAAUCUCGAUAUAUUAAUACAGAUAUUAUCAAUGAUACUAAUGUUCAUGAUAUUUAUCCAAGUCAUCCAAUUAUUUUAACAUCAAAUUCAGAAAGAUUCAUACUCGUUGGAAAAAUGUCAUCAACAGUAUCAACUAAAAUUUCUAUUAAUUUUUCUAUCUUAAAUCAAAUACAUUGUAAAGAACUAACAAUAGAUAAAGUAGAUUUGACAUCUGAAAAUUAUGGAUUAUUACGUCGUUUAUAUGCAAAACAAAUGUUAAUUGAAUUAACAGCAUUUCCAGAAAAAAAUAAACAACGUAUUUUAGAAAUUGGUAUGAAAUAUUCUAUUGUGAAUGAUUUCACAUCUAUACUUGUCUUAGAAACAUUACAACAACAUAUUGAACAUAAUAUAUGUCCACAUCCAUCACGUAAAACAUUAUACAAUGAUUAUAUAAAGUAUCAACAAAAUAAAACACAGCAAGAAUCAACAAAAAGUCAAGCCAAACUAACAGCUAUCUUAAAUCUAUGGCAAACACGUUGUACAUGGUACGACAGAACAAUAACGAAUAAAGAUCGCACAAAUGCAGUCAAAAGAAAAAGAAUUUCUAGUCCACGUAAUACAGGUGUACAUUAUGUAACACUAUCACGAGCUCGAUCAAAUCGUGAUACGCACAGGGAAUAUUUUUCAGAAAGACGACGCAAGGACAUUCACGAAUUGGAAUCCAUGAGUUUCGAUCAAGUUCUUCGAUCAGAGAGAUUAUCACCGUUAGAAUCCGUCUCCUUCGAACCGGGAAAUGAUGCACAAUUAUUUGACGACGAAGAUGAAUUUUUCGCUGAUAAUAGGCCUAUUACUCCUAAUCGUAGCAAUAUUAUUACUAAUACUCAUUCAAUCACUCUUCAAAAUUGGGAUCCACAAACACCUUACAUGGACAAAAUUAAAUCAACUACUAAUUCGCAAACAGCUUAUCAAAUUUAUUUAGAUGAACGUCAAUCAUAUUUGAAAUCACCAUCAUUCUAUUUUGAUAUAGCAUCUUAUUUUUUUUCAAAAGCUCGUUCAUCAAUGUCGAAUCCAUCAUCAAUUGAUAUAUUUAAUAAACAUCAUUCAAUUUCCAUUUUUGGUAUCGAAAAUUUUUCACAGGAUACUCAUCGUAAUAGUGAUAAUGAUAAUUAUGAAUUAUUAGGUUUACGUAUUUUAACAAAUGUAUUAGAACUAGAAUUAGAAUCACCACAAUUAUUACGAACUGUUGCUUAUAAACUUGUUGAAUUUGGUCUUCUUAAUUUAGCUGAAAAUAUUUUUCGACAUAUUGUAACUUUAAGAUCAGAUGAACCACAAUCAUUUCGAGAUCUAGCAUUAUUAUUACAAGAAUCUAAUAUUCAAAAUAAGAAUAUAAUAGAAAUAUCAGAUCUAUUUAAGAAAGUUAUAUUUGGUAAAUGGGAUAAUCGUUUUACUGAAAUUGAACUUACAACAUUACAUGAAUUUAAUUGGUUUAUAUGUGAAUAUCAUCAACAAAAUCAAAUAUCAAAUUCAAUUGAUAAUCGUCUUAUUCGACAUUUACCUGUUGAUUUAAGGAUCGU
This is a messenger RNA of Rotaria sordida, 2582 nucleotides long. The record is from the annotation of a GenBank genome assembly. NCBI's taxonomy places the organism in Eukaryota, Metazoa, Rotifera, Eurotatoria, Philodinida, Philodinidae.